Messenger RNA from Owenia fusiformis, 1256 nucleotides. The record is from the annotation of a GenBank genome assembly. Lineage: Eukaryota; Metazoa; Annelida; Polychaeta; Sabellida; Oweniidae.
UUUUUUCUAGAAAAUUUUCAUCAUUUUUUUAUUUUUACGUUUUAGCAGGUUUUAAGCAUUAAAUAUUUAACGAUGAGCAUGGAUGACUUUUUCAGAGGAUUCUUUGGUUUUCACAAUCCCCCAGGAUCGUUUGGUCAUAGAAGACCCCAAUAUGACCAAGAUGACAGCAACCAAGAUGACCCCUGUGACAAUGAUGAUGAUGAUGUAACAUUUAGGUUCCACUUCUCGGAGACAGAAGACCUUUUUAGACAUUUUGAAGAUAUGUUUAAAAACAUGGGAUUGGCCGACUUUCCACCACCUCCAAUGUUACCUGGUUCAGUGAUUCCAGGUCCAGAUGGGAAGCCUGGUAGAAGUCAGAAUCCACGUGACAACAUGCUUAAGGAACCUGAUGCUUUUACAGAUGAUCCAAACCCUGAUCGUUCUAAAAGACCCAAAGUUUUUGAACCAAUAUUGCCUUAUAAGGACACAGAGCCAUCCAACAAACCAUUUUUUUUCAGAGAUGUGUUCAAGAUACCAAAGUGGGGUGGUGUUCAUCCAAGAGACAAGCAAGAUAAAGAUCUGGAUGGUGAAAUAUCUUCUGAAGAUUUCGAUAAAAUUGUAGCAGAAUCCAAAAGUAAUCCCAAGAAAAUAGUUCCUGUACAACCAGAACAACCAAGAUCAUAUUUCAAAAGUGUCUCCAUAAGCACAGUUAGAGGGCCAGAUGGGAAAUUAGAGCAGAGAAGAACAGUGCGUGAUGGUGCAGGUAAUGAAGAAACUACAGUGACACGCUCACUUGGGAUCAAAGCCACACCGUUGUGACAAAACGUGACAAUAGGGGACACGAGGAACAGACAGAAACAUUCAGUAAUAUCAAUGAAAAAGAUGUGCCAGAAUUUACUCAUGAUUGGAAGAAAAAUGAUCAUAAAACUAAUGACCCUGGACACUCAAUGGUGAAGCCAUAUUAUACACCUUCAAGAGACAGUGAACUGCCCCAUGAAAAGGACGAUGCUUCCAUAUUUAAAAACAUUUUUGGAUUUUCAUUUCCAAAAUUUAGAGACAGUUAGGUUAAUGCAUAAAUUAAUAAUAUUAUAGAACCACAUGUGCAGUAUUCAGUUUAUUUAUUUAUUUAAAUUGAGAGUUGACAUAAGUUGUUGUUUUAUUGUUUUAUUUAUUUUCUCGAUAGUGAGACUGGAUGAAAAUAAAAUACAUGAAAAUUUUUUUUAUUAAAAAUAUUUAUUCUCUAAAUUAAAAAUCAAAUACAUAAUAACACUUGACAC